Molecule: messenger RNA, 570 nt
Organism: Candidula unifasciata
Lineage: Eukaryota; Metazoa; Mollusca; Gastropoda; Stylommatophora; Geomitridae
Source: the annotation of a GenBank genome assembly
AUGGGAGCUGCUUGUGCGUCAGGUCUGACGGUUUUCUCGCCAAAUCUGAAAGAUCACCCUGUGAAAGUACUCAUCGUUGGAAAACCAUCAACAGGGAAGACUUUCCUCUUGUACUCUUGGAAAUAUGGAGUUGAUGCCAUCCUCUCUGUGGAGCCAACAAGCCAUUUUAACGUAGACACAAUCACCACUCAGUCGGGGAGGAAGAUACUUGUCUAUGAUUUGGCUGGAAAUAUUGGCUUACGAAUGCGACCGUUUCUGGAAGGAACAAAUGGAGUAGUGUAUAUGCUUGGAUUGUACGGGCGAGAUGACUUUCUGCAAGAAGAUGAAAUGAUUUUUCUGCAACAACUUCUGCAAGAGAGGGAUCUGGAAAAUGCUCCAUUUCUAUUUGUAAUAAGAAAAGAAGGGAAUGAGAAUGAAGCUCAUCAAGAUCUGCUAGACAGAUUGCAGCAGUGUCUAAAGCAAAGAGUCUGGGAUUUGGUUGAAAUACGGUCUCGAAACCAAGAAGAUGCAAAUUUAGUUCUGACUGUUCUGGAGGAUUUGUUAAACAACACCACAAAUGCAGAAAGCUGA